AUUUUGGAUAACAAAUCGAAAAUAUCCUAACCCCAAAUUUAUUUGUUGAAUGAUAUUUUGCAAACAUCAAAAUGGUUGUUGAUAAAAGCCCAAUAUCUGGCACUGUCUUAGAGCAGUUUGUCCUAUUAGCAAAAAGUGCGAAAGGUGCUGCAUGUACAGAAUUAGUGAAACAGGUUCUAGAAGCUCCUGGUGUAUAUGUUUUUGGUGAACUAUUGGAUAUGCCCAACAUUUCAGAAUUAGCCACAACUGAUAGAAAGUACUUUAACACGCUUGAAUUAUUCGCUUUCGGUACAUAUAAAGAUUACAUAGCAAAUAAAAAUGAAGUUCUAGAAUUGUCACCAGCUCAGACGAAAAAAUUGCAACAUCUUACCAUAGUCACUCUAGCUACAAAAUCUAAAUGUAUACCAUAUAACACAUUGUUAAUUGAGCUGGAUAUCAAAAACGUUAGGGAUUUAGAAGAUCUUAUUAUUGAAGCAAUAUAUGCGGAUAUCAUACAUGGAAAACUUGAUCAGAAAAAUAGUCAACUUGAAGUAGAUUAUGCUAUUGGUAGAGAUAUUCGUAAUGAUGAUAUUAAUAUUAUUGUUAACUGUUUGCAAGAUUGGUGUUCGGCUUGUGAAGGUGUGCUAAGCUGUGUGGAGAACCAAAUCCAUAGAGCCAACACGGAGAAAAAUCGCUGCAUGCAACGCAAAACCGAGGUGGAAAACGAAAUAGUCAAUAUAAAAAAGACAUUGAAGACUCAGCUUCAAGAACGAUCUGAUGGAACCGACGAAGUAAUGGCUACCGACAGUCGAGAAUCGGGGUCCUCUGGAGAGAAAGGCAAGAAAUCACAGAAAAUGAAAGGUCUUAAGAUUCUUCGUUAACAUGAACUUUUCUCAAAGGUGAUACAUGAAAAAUGGUCUAGGCGCGAUUCGUAAAACUUGUUGCAGGGCUUUUAAGAAUUAUAAAAACCAAACUAUGUAUCAUUAGUUUUUAAUAGAUAAUUAAAAUACAGAAUUUAUGGCCAGAACAAAAUGAAAUGGGUUCAAAGUUAAAUGAUUAACAGGAAGAUUUUUAUAAUUCUUGAAAUUUGAGUGAAUGGGGAAACAUUUUCAUGUAUCAUUUUUGAAUUGUCUUAGGUUAUCACUUAAUAAAACUACAAUUAUAAUUGCAAAAAUGUAUUAAAU
Diabrotica balteata is the source of this 1163-nucleotide messenger RNA. The record is from the annotation of a GenBank genome assembly. Lineage: Eukaryota; Metazoa; Arthropoda; Insecta; Coleoptera; Chrysomelidae.